Vespula pensylvanica (western yellowjacket) is the source of this 2882-nucleotide messenger RNA. RefSeq lists its product as uncharacterized. The coding region runs from base 301 to 2826 and encodes 841 amino acids. The transcript is spliced from 14 exons. The record is from RefSeq and is a predicted model, not a curated record. Lineage: Eukaryota; Metazoa; Arthropoda; Insecta; Hymenoptera; Vespidae. Gene Ontology annotation, biological process: lipid metabolic process.
AUAUACUAUGCGACUAGAUAUACGUAUAUAAUAGAACAAAGAACGUUUAGAAAAUUAUAUAAAUUUAUUAUAGCAAGAGUAAAACAUAUACGUAUUUGUUUCUCUUUCAGUGAUAAAAUUUUACGUAUUACUCGUUAAUAAUUGUUUGAGAUUAUACAGUAAAUGGAUAACACCUUUAUCUAAAAACUUUAUGGCGUCGUAUUUAUAAACAUUGCUGAUCAAAACAAGUGUGACAUUUAAGCAUUUACUGCGAAUUAUCCGACUAAGAAAGUCAAGAAAUAUUACCAUAUUCUAGUUAAAAUGAAUACGACUUUUCUAUAUGUUUUCACCAUUUGCGCUUCAAUGUUUGAGGUUACAUCUCUGGUGCUUUUUCCGGAUAUUCAAAUGAUUGAAAAAUUUAUAUCAAACAAUCAUCAUAUUUCUAAUAAUGAAACAUACAAUCCAUACGUCGAUCUUAAUACCCCGCAAAUUAUACAAAAAGAAGGUUAUUCUUCCGAAGCACAUAUCAUAUCUACGGAGGAUGGCUAUCUUUUGACACUUCAUCGAAUUCCGGGAAAAUUCAAAUCACAUCCAGUAUUGGUACAACAUGGUUUAUUAUCAAGUUCUGCUGAUUGGGUACUUUCUGGCCCAAAAAAGAGUCUUGCUUUUAUAUUAGCUGAUCAUGGAUAUGAUGUAUGGCUUGGUAAUUUUCGUGGUAAUACUUAUUCAAGAGCACAUAAAAAUUUAUCAAUAAAAGAUUCAAGAUUUUGGGAUUUUAGUUGGCAUGAAAUGGGUAUAUAUGAUCUACCAGCAAUGAUAUCAUAUAUUACAAAUCUGAAACAAAGCAACUUGACAUACAUUGGUCAUUCUAUGGGAACAACAACAUUUUAUGUAAUGUCUACUCUGAUACCAGAUAUUGCUAGCAGGGUUCAAAUGAUGUUUAGUCUUGCACCAGUUGCUUACAUGGAACACAUGAAAAGUCCUUUGCGUUUGUUAGCUCCUUUUGCACAUGAUUUAAAGUUGAUUAUAGAUAUUCUAGGUAAAGAUGAAUUUCUCCCACAUAAUAAGUUAAUAGAAUAUUUUGCCAAAUAUGGUUGUGAUAUUAAUAUCUUGGAACAUGAAAUAUGCAGUAAUAUAUUAUUUGCCCUUUUUGGAUUUGAUAAAUCUCAAUUCAAUUAUACAUUAAUACCUGUAAUUUUUGGACAUGAGCCAGCUGGUGCUUCAACUAAAACAAUAGUGCAUUAUGCACAAGAAAUACAAUCUGGGAAGUUUCAGCAAUUUGAUUAUGGUCCAGAACAAAAUCUAAAAAUUUAUAAUAGUGUAGAACCACCUGAUUAUGAUACAUCUAAUAUUUCAGUACCUAUGGUAUUAUAUUAUGCCAGCAAUGAUUGGUGUGCUAGUGUUACAGAUGUCCUUAGAUUGUCAAGAAAGUUAAGUAAUGUUAUUAAUCUGUACAAGAUACCUUAUAUACAGUUUAAUCAUCUGGAUUUUUUGUGGGCUAUAGAAGCCCCAGAGUUAGUUUAUUAUAAAAUAUUAAAUACAAUGAAAGAUAGCUAUUUCUUGAUUGAUUUAUAUGAAGAAAAAAGUAAGCAAUAUAUUGUUAUCAAGAUGAGGAAGAUUUUUGUAUAUUUUUUCAACAUCUACACUCUUGUCAAGAUGAUCGUAUGCUUGGAGAUGGUUUCUAUAAACGACGAACAAAUGGAGAAAUAUAUGUUCGAUAAUUACAUUCAGUUUAAUACAGAAUUGAAUCCGGAUAUCAAUCUUAGUACGGACAAGUUGAUAAAGAAAUACGGUUAUUCUUCUGAAACACAUGUUGUAAUAACUGAAGAUGGUUAUCUUUUGACGCUUCAUCGAAUUUCGGGAAAAUCCGGAUCACAUCCUAUAUUAAUACAACAUGGCUUAUUAACAAGUUCUGCUGAUUGGGUUAUUGCUGGCCCAAAGAAGGGUCUUGCCUAUUUAUUAGCCGAUGAGGGGUAUGAUGUAUGGCUUGGUAAUUUUCGCGGUAAUACGUAUUCAAGAGCACACAAAAGUUUAUCGACGAAAGAUCCGAGAUUUUGGAAUUUUAGUUGGCAUGAAAUGGGUAUAUAUGACCUACCAGCAAUGAUAUCACAUAUUACAAAUCUAAAACAAAGUAAUUUGACAUACAUUGGUCAUUCUAUGGGAACAACAGCACUUUACGUAAUGUCAAUUAUGAGACAAGACAUUGCUAAUAAAGUCCAAAUGGCGUUUAGUCUUGGGCCAGCUAUUUACGUGACUCAUAUGAAAAGUCCUAUUCGAUUUUUAGCGCCUUUUUCUCGUAAUUUGCAGUUUCUCGCACGUUUCCUAGGCCAAAAUGAGUUUCUUCCACAUAGUAAUUUAAUAAACUUUCUUGCUAAAUUUGGUUGCGAUCUGACUUCUUUGGGAACUUCGAUAUGUAGUAACAUAAUUUUUUUAAUUGCUGGAUUUGAUAAACCUCAAAUGAACACUACGUUAUUACCUGUAAUUUUGGGUCAUGCGCCAGCUGGAUCUUCAACUAAAGCAGUGAUACAUUAUAUGCAAGAAGUAAAUUCUGGAAAGUUUCGACAAUUUGAUUACGGCCUGCUGAAAAAUUUAAAAAUUUAUAAUAGUAUUGAACCACCUGAUUAUAAUAUAUCUAAAAUUUCAGUACCUAUCGCAAUAUAUUAUGCCGAAAACGAUUUGCUUGUUGAUGUUGUGGAUGUUUUUCAGUUAUCAAUGGAAUUAAAAAACGUCGUUGAUAUGUACAAAAUACCAUAUAAAAAUUUUAAUCAUUUGGACUUCAUGUGGGCUAUAGAAGCCCCGAAAUUAGUUUAUAGUAGAAUAUUAAAAACAUUAAAAGCUAGAGUAUAAAUAUUGAUAAAAUUUAUAGCAUUGAUAGAUAUAUACAAAUUUUCCUUUUUUUUCAA